Messenger RNA from Menidia menidia (Atlantic silverside), 372 nucleotides. The record is from the annotation of a GenBank genome assembly. Lineage: Eukaryota; Metazoa; Chordata; Actinopteri; Atheriniformes; Atherinopsidae.
GGGCUAUUCCUGGCGGAUUUCUUGGUGGUUUUCCUGGUUCUUUUCCUGGUGCUUUUCCUGUUCCUGGUUCCUUUCCUGGAGGUUUUCCUGGUUUUCCCUGAGCUUUUCCUGGUGCUUUUCCUGAUUUUUUUCUUAGAGGUUUUCCUGGUACUUUUCCUGGUGGUUCUCCUGAUCCUGGUGCUUUUCCGGCUUUUCCUGGUGGUUUUCCUGGAGCUUUUCCUGGUUUUCCCAGAGAUUUUCUUGAUGCUUUUCCUGGAGCUUUUCCCGGAGCGUUACCUGGUUCUUUUCCUGAUGGUUUUCCUGGCGGUUUUCCUGGAUAUUUUCCUGGCUGCCAGCAGAUCCUCCCUCUUCCCGCUGGCAGUUAUCGCCUGA